Oppia nitens is the source of this 1531-nucleotide messenger RNA. RefSeq names its product cytochrome P450 9e2-like. Bases 197 to 1531 code for a protein of 444 amino acids. The transcript has 6 exons. The record is from RefSeq and is a predicted model, not a curated record. Gene Ontology annotation, molecular function: iron ion binding; monooxygenase activity; oxidoreductase activity, acting on paired donors, with incorporation or reduction of molecular oxygen. NCBI's taxonomy places the organism in Eukaryota, Metazoa, Arthropoda, Arachnida, Sarcoptiformes, Oppiidae.
GAUCAUUAGUAUAAUUGGUUUAAUCUACUAUUAUUUGACCCGUAAUUUGCAUUUCGGGACAUCACUUGGCAUACCUGGACCCAAACCGCUGCCAAUUAUCGGCACUUAUUAUCAAAAUUUUACAAAACCUAUUCAAGACGUGUUUGUCGACAAUGUUAAACAAUAUGGAAAAAUAUAUUGUGAUUACUUUGGAUCGAUGCCAAUGGUGAUGAUAGCGGAUCCACAMUUGAUUAAAGAUAUUAUGAUAAAAGAUUUUCAUUUGUUCACCAAUAGAGACGAUUUAAUCACUGGCGACAAACUGACCGAUAGAUCACUGUUUAAUCUUAAAGGAAAUGAAUGGAAAAAUAUGCGAUCAAUUAUAACACCAACCUUUUCGUCGGGCAAAAUGCGUUCAAUGCAUCCAAUAGUCAACGAUUGUAUCAAACGAUUGGAUGAAAAUUUUGAAAAACAAUUGACAAAUAAAUUGAUGGCCGAAAUAGAGAUCAAAAAAUUGAUGUCUAGUCUGACUAUGGAUGUGAUCGCUUCGUGUGCUUUUGGGACCAAAAUCGAUACCUAUGGACAACAAAGAAAUGAAUUYCUAAUAAACGCUCAAAAAGUUAUCACUCAGUCUUGGCGUACAUUWAUYUUCUUCUUUACCGUUACAUUGUUUCCCAAAUUGAUUCAAUGGACAGGAUUUACGGUUAAUCACCCGAAUGUUAAUAGAUUUUUCAGGACAGCUAUCCGAUCUAUAAUCAGUCGCCGAAAGACAGAAAGUAUUAAAAGUAAAGAUUAUUUGCAACUCAUUUUAAAUGCUCAGAACAAAACACUGGACACCACUGACGACAAAGAUAUCGGUGGUGAUAAUAAUGAAGAAAUUUAUGGAUCAAUUGGUGACAAACAAAACACUAUUGUUAAGCCCAAGAUUGAUAUCACCGAAGACGAUGUUCUGGCUUCUAGUUUGUUGUUUAUUAUCGCUGGCUAUGAAACUACCGCUUCGUUGUUGACAUUAAUGACAUACAGUUUAGCGAUGAAUGACGAGUGUCAACAAAAAUUGUACGAAGAAAUCAAACAAUUUGAUGGCAACUAUACCUAUGAGUCCAUCUCAAAGAUGCCAUAUCUUGAGGCGUGUAUUGCAGAAACACUUCGUAUUUACAAUCCAUUGGUUUCCGUCAAUAGAAUGGCUGCUGAAGAUUAUAAAUUGGGCGAUACCGGCAUAACUUUACCAAAGAAAACUAUUGUUAGCGCAAACAUUCAAUAUAUACAUCACAGUCCCGAAUAUUAUCCCGAACCCGAUCGUUGGGAUCCCGAAAGGUUUAUGCCCUACAAUCGGGAUAAGUUAGUUCCCUAUACUUAUAUGCCGUUUGGUUUGGGUCCCAGAAAUUGUGUGGGAAUGAGGUUUGCAUUGAUGGAGGCAAAGACAGCCACAGCCUAUUUGGUCAAUAAAUACCGAUUUGUGCGGACAAACAACACUCCCGAUAAACUAAAACCCUUGAAAAUGCAAGUUUUGUUUAAUUGUGGAGAAAUUAAAAUAGGAAUCAAACAUAGAGUUUAA